Molecule: messenger RNA, 490 nt
Organism: Pelodiscus sinensis (Chinese soft-shelled turtle)
Lineage: Eukaryota; Metazoa; Chordata; Testudines; Trionychidae
Source: RefSeq, a predicted model, not a curated record
ACUUGCUGUCGAAAUCUAGGUUUGCAAAAUGAACAAAGAUGCACAGAUGAGAGCAACUAUUAACCAAAAACUAAUAGAAACAGGAGAGCGAGAACGCCUUAAAGAGCUGCUGAGAGCAAAAUUAAUUGAAUGUGGCUGGAAGGAUCAGUUAAAGGCACACUGCAAAGAUGUAAUCAAAGAAAAAGGGUUAGAGCAUGUUACUGUUGAUGACUUGGUGGCAGAAAUCACUCCCAAAGGAAGAGCCUUGGUACCAGACAGUGUAAAGAAAGAACUCUUACAAAGAAUAAGAACCUUUCUUGCCCAACAUGCCAGUCUUUAAAAUUGACAUUAAUUCUUAGUACAAUAUUUUUGUUUCAAUCUUAUGUAAGUCAUACAGAAAUUGGAAUACAUUUUUCAUGUUUUAAAGUUCAUUUUUUUUGUAUUAGUUAAUGUUUCAUUGCACAGCAUUAAUUUCUUAAGCUUGCUGUUUUAAUAAAAAAUUGUGGAUAUA